This is a messenger RNA of Gongylonema pulchrum, 219 nucleotides long. NCBI's taxonomy places the organism in Eukaryota, Metazoa, Nematoda, Chromadorea, Rhabditida, Gongylonematidae. The record is from the annotation of a GenBank genome assembly.
AUGCAGAUCCGAAGCGUUACCAUUACAGCCGUGUACUGUUCGGCUGUCCCACAAAUCGCGAAUGGAUUUGCGUCAUCGGCAACAAAUGUUUCUUACGGGGGAUCAGCUAAAUACACUUGUUACGAUGGUUUCGACUUCGCUAGCGGUAAAUCAACCGAGGAAAUUUUUUGCACCGAUGAAGGCCGCUGGACACUCGCUCCAUCGUGUAAAGGUAUUUAA